AUGAUUCAGCGAAAUGCAGGCAUGCAGAUGGGCAUAUCUUUGGCUGUGGCUGGGGGAGGGCGCCGGUAUUCAGCUUUGAAAAGACGCAAGGGCAGCCUGGAUGGCAAACAUGAGAAUAAUUUCCUAAUCGAGCCCUGGGCAAAUGCAGACAGCUCUCCUCGUAAAAUCUUUUACAGUCUGUAUGACACAAAAACCACUGACAGCGUGGCCUCCCGGCCGUUCCUGUCCUCGAUCACGGGGGUCUUGGAGAGGCUGCACCAGUCAUUAUCUCUGGAUGAGCUGACCAAGGCCCUCUAUUCAUUAGAAAAGAAUAUAACUUCUGUCAGCAACAGCUUACUGGCUGAAUUGUAUUCGGUUCUGUGCACCUGCUGGAGGUCUCCGACAGUACGCUUCUCGAAGCCUGUUCCCCGGGAUGCAAGCCGAGACAAGCAUCGACUACACCUGGAGGACCACAAACUCGGUCAAAAACGAUCUUUGGUCAGCCCGAAACCUCUUGGUCUUCCAGAGCAAGGAGUUGACCUCGACCUAGUGGACCAAUAUGACAUCAUAGACCGGCAAACCCAAUGGGGAAUCGAUCUAAUAGAGAAAUAUGUGAAGUUUGUGAAGGAUCGGACUGAAAUCGAACAGUCAUAUGCCAAGCAGCUGAGGACACUGGUGAAGAAAUACAGCCCCAAGCGAGUCUCGAAGGAAGACCAAGAAAUGAAGUUCUCCCAGUAUCAGGCCUUCAUCAACAUUCUCAAUGAAUUGAAUGACUAUGCUGGACAGAGGGAAAUUAUCGCAGAGAACUUGGUACAGAACAUCUUUGCCCAAUUGUUGAAAUAUCUACACGAAAAUAAGCAGGAACGCAAGAUGCAUCUUCUGGAAGGAAGAAAAGCUCAACAGAACCUGGAAGCUAGUUUUAAACAGCUGGAUUAUGCAAAGAAGAGGUUUGAACGAGACUGCAAGGAAGCAGAGAAGGCAAUGCAGAAUGCCGAAAGAGUCGACAAUGACAUCAACGCCACCAAAGCUGAUGUGGAAAAGGCAAAACAGCAGGCGAAUCUGCGAAAUCACAUGGUGGAAGAAAGUAAGAAUGAGUACGCCUCUCAACUCCAGAAAUACAACAAAGACCAGAAUCAGUUUUAUUUUGUCGAGAUGCCACAUGUUUUCAACAAACUUCAGGAGAUGGAUGAAAAGCGGAUACAGAAGCUAUGUGAAGCGUACAAGAUGUUUGCAGACACAGAGCGCCAGGUCAUGCCGAUCAUUGGGAAGUGUCUGGACGGGAUGACAAAAGCUGCGGAAUCCGUAAACGAGAGCGGGGAUUCACAGGUGCUGAUUGAGGCACAUAAGUCAGGAUUUGAGAGACCGGGGGACCUAGAGUUUGAGGACUACAGCCAGAUGAUUAAUCGGACUUCAUCAGAAAACAGUAUUGGUUCUCUGAAAUCGGAAUCUAAGGCUGACCAUAGGACCAUUGGCAAAAGCAAGACCAAGCGCUGGCCUUUCGGAAAGAAAAACAAGGUAGAGACAAAUACACACAGCUUCCAAUGA
Rhincodon typus (whale shark) is the source of this 1524-nucleotide messenger RNA. RefSeq names its product cdc42-interacting protein 4 homolog. The record is from RefSeq and is a predicted model, not a curated record. The transcript has 11 exons. Bases 1 to 1524 code for a protein of 507 amino acids. Lineage: Eukaryota; Metazoa; Chordata; Chondrichthyes; Orectolobiformes; Rhincodontidae.